GAAGCGAUAGCACAUCGCGCUCGCCUGGGCGUUUCCCUCCCCGCCACCCGCUUCCCAACCCCAAAGACGCCGCGCGCUACUGCUUAAACCCCGGAACCACCAACCAGGGGCAGCGCGCACGCCCAUGCAGUGCGAGAGGCAGCGCCCCCACGCCGCACGCGCUGCCACGGACAUAUCCGUGCUGCCGCGCCCCCAAUCCUAACAAUCCGCUCGGCUCGGCUCGCCUUCACCAUGGUGGCCGGCCGCGUCAAGGCGGCCAUGGGCUUCCAGCGCAGCCCCAAGGUGUCCAAGUCGCCGGCUCACGUCGGGCGGACGCCGGAGACUCCUGGCCGGGGGUCAUCGUCUGGCUCCCCGGCGCCGGGCGGCUCGGCGUCCAAGGCUGUCUCCUUCGCGCGGUCCUUAGGCGUGCACUUCCCGCGCUCGUCGGCUCAGGUGCAGCCGGCGCGCGCCCCGCCGGAGGUCGCCGACCUGCUGCGCGCCAUCGAGCAGCUCCAAGAGAGGGAGUCGCGCCUCCGCGUGGAGUUGCUGGAGCAGAAGAUCCUGAAGGAGACCGUCGCCAUCGUCCCAUUCUUGGAGGCUGAGCUCGCCGCGAAGAGCAGCGAGCUGGAGAAAUGCAAGGACACCGCCGCGCGACUGGAGUCCGAGAACAUGCGGCUGUGCGCGGAGCUCGACGCUGCCGUGCUGGAGGUGACGAGUAGGAAACAGAGGAUUGUUCACAUGGAGAAGGAAAUGGCGGAGCUGAAGAAGCAACAGGAGGCUGCCGCUGCUGACGCUGACGACUGCUCGUCCACGGCUUCGGUCUCACACGAGCAACCCGAGAGCGCCAGUUCCGCAGCCAAUCCCGCGAGUCUAGUUCAACGUGGACCGCCCAUUCCACCGCCCCCGCCGCCAGUGCCACCGGCGGCAUUCAAGUCCAAGUCCUACUCUGCCUCGUCGCGCGUGUCGCUUCCGAGUACUUCGGCGCCCUCGCCAUCUUCUUCCACCUCGACUUCACCAACGUACUCCUGCUCGUCGUCAGACACCGUGACCACGCCAAGAAACCGAAAACCAGAGCUCUCGAAGCUACCGCCCAUACCUCCGCCACCACCAAUGCCAGCACUCAGCGUUUGCGGCCGCGCAGCCGCGCCACCUCCUCCUCCGCCGCCUCCUCCGGCUCGGAGAACGUCGGGGGCAGCUUCGCCGGCUGCGUCGGGACCGCGCGUGACGAGAGUGCCCGAGGUGGUAGAGUUCUACCACUCACUGAUGCGGAGGGAUUCAAGAUCAAGGGACGGGAGCGGCGGAGGCGAAACCGCCAACGGCGGCGGAGUGGCCGCGACGAGGGACAUGAUCGGCGAAAUCGAGAAUCGUUCGGCUCACCUCCUCGCGAUCAAAUCGGACGUGGAGAGGCAGGGCGACUUCAUCCGGUUCCUGAUCAAGGAGGUGGAGGGCGCGGCGUUCGUCGACAUCGAGGACGUUGUCACGUUCGUCAAGUGGCUCGACAACGAGCUGUCGCGCCUGGUGGAUGAGCGCGCGGUGCUGAAGCACUUCGAGUGGCCGGAGAACAAGGAGGACGCGCUCCGCGAGGCGGCGUUCGGCUACUGCGACCUCAAGAAGCUGGAAGUGGAGGCCUCCUCAUUCCGCGACGACGCGCGCCAGCCCUGCUCCACCGCACUGAAGAAGAUGCAGGCGCUCUUCGAGAAGCUGGAGCACGGCGUCUACAACCUCGCCCGCUUCCGGGACGGCGCCACGGGCAGGUACAGCCGGUUCCAGAUCCCGUGCGAGUGGAUGCAGCCAGACACCGGCAUCGUCAGCCAGAUCAAACUCCAGUCGGUGAAGUUAGCAAUGAAGUACUUGAAGCGGGUCUCUUCUGAACUUGAGGCCAUAAAGGGUGGUCCUGACGAAGAAGAACUAAUGCUUCAAGGAGUGCGAUUCGCCUUCAGGGUACACCAGUUUGCAGGCGGGUUCGACGUGGACACCAUGCGGGCAUUCCAAGAGCUCAAGGAGAAGGCAUCUAUGUGCCGGAUACAACGACAAGAGCAGAACCGUCAUCUAAGGAGGCAGCAAAAACUCGUUGCCAGGGCCUGAGCACCAUUUUACUAUCCCGAUGUAUCAUAUCAUUUCGUCGUUACCAUAGUUCGUUUGCUUUCUUGCUUGUUUCUGUUGAGAAAUGUUCUCACUAGAUUUAUCACACCAGUGAACAAUCUAUGUUCUCGUUGUCACUGUAGCCGUCUUUCAUUUUUGUCCCCUCCAUGUUCUCUCUCUAGGGCCCUAUUCCUAACCAGUAUCUCGUCAGCUUGGCUGGGUUGUGAUUAGCUUUACAUAAUUUUGCAGCGAAAUGUAUGUGUGUGGUGGUAGAUAAAUCUGUUGUCUGGAAAUUCUGGUACUACCAUAUGUAAAGGAUUACUGCCAACGGUUGAGAUCAACGUUGUGCUUGCCUGCUUGGUAUAUCUUUA
Oryza sativa Japonica Group (Japanese rice) is the source of this 2432-nucleotide messenger RNA. Its product is annotated as protein INCREASED PETAL GROWTH ANISOTROPY 1. Gene Ontology annotation, cellular component: chloroplast outer membrane. Lineage: Eukaryota; Viridiplantae; Streptophyta; Magnoliopsida; Poales; Poaceae. The record is from RefSeq and is a predicted model, not a curated record. Gene Ontology annotation, biological process: chloroplast organization.